AUGAAGAGUGGCAAUCUCGAGGUACUUCAUUCCACUAUCGUGAAUCAAAUUAACGUAUUUUUACAAGAAAGAGGAAUCGGAAUUCCUGAUCAGUGGACAACCUAUGAACUGAUCAAGGAGCAUGUCAUUAAUGAUGAAACCUUAUUUAAUUUUAAUAAUACUGAUUAUUUGAACAAAAUGAUUGAAGAUCUUUCGGUUGCUCAAAACCCGGUAUGGGUUGAAGCAACCAUUGAUAUAAUCAAGAUUAUCUCCCCUAGCCCACUUGAUCAAUUUUCCAUUGUACCAUUUUUUCCUAUGAAGACAGAAAAGUUGUAUUUCUCAUUCACAAAUAAAUCUUUCAUUAAUUAA
This is a messenger RNA of Salvia miltiorrhiza (redroot sage), 348 nucleotides long. The record is from the annotation of a RefSeq genome assembly. Lineage: Eukaryota; Viridiplantae; Streptophyta; Magnoliopsida; Lamiales; Lamiaceae.